AAUUACAUUGACAAAUAUUGCACAUCUGCGAACGAAAUUUCGUAUCUCAGUAUUUUUCAUUAAAAAUCCUUAUGUAUACGAUUAUUCUUCACAUAAAUCUGAACUCUCCAAAUCAUAAUAAAGUUACCAAGCCAUGUGAAUGCUUGUGUUAUCGAUAAAUUACAGUUAAAUGUCUAGAAUGAAGAAGUUAACGGGUUCAUUCCGCUACACGCAAUGGGACCCCUGCCUCAUUGUGUCCCAAAUAGUGGCCAUUCAGUCGGUUCUGUACCUGACCUUGAGCCUGCUCAUGGCUAUCAUGCAGGAUCUGACGGGGUCGACGAGGACUUUAGAUCACAUCUUCGAAUAUCAUGAGCUGCACAUCCGAGACAGCGAGGGCCGCUCGGUGAUCAUAGCGUUUGUAAUAAAUGCCAUAUUUGGUGCGAUUGCACUUUGGCUGCUCGUCGGGAGGACUAAGCUGUGCUUAGACUUCAGCUGCACAUACCACUUCAUCCACCUCUUCAUCUGCUGGUGCUACAACGGGGCGUUCCCGGUGACCUUCUCCUGGUGGACCCUGAACGUGGUCUGUGCCGCCAUCACCUGCGUCACCGGAGAGUUCCUGUGUCUCCGGACAGAACUGCAGGCCAUACCGCUCAGCAUGGGCGCUAAGGUGGACUUAUGAGUCAGCAUGGGCGCUAAGGUGGACUUAUGAGUCAGCAUGGUCGCUAAGGUGGACUUAUGAGUGAUGUUAUUAUAAGUUCAACAGUUAUAGGGUUUUUUAAGGCAGCGCGCGUGUGACACCCGAGAUAGUGUUUUAUAUGGUAGAUACUAAAAACACAAGAUUUCGAUUUGGAAGUUAAAAUUUUAUCAUGCAUUUUAUAACAAUUUUGUACUGUAUCUAUCAUUUUAGGAUCCAUAGAAAGUCAAGUUGUUUUUUUUUUUACCAAAUUUUUGUACAUACUAUAUAGCUAUAUAGCUAUCAUUUUAGGAUCCAUAAACUGCGGUAACCGGUUACUAGCACGCGCGUUGUAUUCUUGUUAGUUAGACCAAGAAAAGUCUGCAGCGUUUUUGAUAGCCCACGCAGUGCAAGUGUUAUUUUAAACGUCAAAUUUCUAUGAAAUUAUGAUGGAACUCUAUAGAACUUUGGUGUUAUCUUGUAAUAUUAUCGUUACUUUACUGAUUGAUCAAAUUGUUAUUACUGAUGGAUAUUGUUUUGUUGUUUAACAUUACACGGUACUCCUCGACUACAAUCUAUCACUCUUUGCUCUAGGCAAAGAGAAUUUAGACUAGAGGCAUAUUGUCCAAGUAAGUUAUGUACCUAGUCAGUACAUUUACUGCUACCUUUCGACAGAUAAAUAAAUAAAUAUUAUAGGACAUUUUUACACAAAUUGACUAAGCCCCACGGUAAACUUGUGUUGUGGGUACUCAGACAACGAUAUAUGUAUAUAUAAUAUAUAAAUACUUAAAUACAUAGAAAACAACCAUGACUCAGGAACAAGUAUCUGUAUCAUAUAUAUCAUAAUACAAAUAAAUGCCCUUACCAGGAUUCGAACCCGGGACCGUCGGCUUCAUAGGCAGGGUCACUACCCACUAGGCCAGACCGGUCGACAGAGAUCAUUAAAAUUUUUAGAACGCCAUUGAGCCUAAUUCUUUCACUGAUAUGUGUUAACUUGUUAAAUAUUAAUACUAACGCCAUCUAGUCGACUGUAGGCCAAAGGUCUAUAAGGCUGCAAUCUUUUCGAGCGAUGGCGCCAUAAUCUUCAGCCUACUCUCGAGUAGAUGGCGUUAAUAUUAAAUAUUUAACAAGUUAACACAUAUCAGUGAAAGAAUAAGGAUAAUAAUAGUCAAAUGGCGUUCUAACAGGUUUAAUCUUCUCUCGAAAGAUGGCAGUAAAUGUACUGUAGCUACAUAAUUUACCAUAAGAGUAACUCUCUAUUUAAAAUUAUUUUUGCUUUAGGGGGCUUCAUAAAUUUUUGGAUGAUUUUUGGAUGAAAUCGAACCAUGAUUUUUGGAUGAUUUUGGGGAAGGGGGGUCAAAAAUCGAUGACUUAAUUUAUGGACAGCCCCUUAGGUAAUGAAAAAUUAUGUAUUUUAAUUUUAAUUUCUAAUAAUACUAAAAUAACAUUUUGUACUGUUUGUAAAGGUUAAAUGGUGGAUUAACCAGGUUUUUUAUUAAUUGGCUAACAGUCUAGACUCUUUAACAAGUGAACUUUAUAGGAUUGAUUAAGUAUAAAUAAUAAUUUAAUUUUCUCAAAAAUGGACGGCAAAGUCGACUUUGCCGUCUAAAAACUAGGUCGCGAAGCGCGUAGUUUAUGGUUAGUCAAAAAUUAAAAAGUUAAAAACAUUGCAGUCUCGAUUUUGGGACUGCAAUGUUGCAUACAAAUUCCAUUAUUUGUAGAGUUCCAAACUUUUUAAAAGUUGAAAUGACCAUAUCAAAUGAAGGCACAGGCCCAUUAAACAGCCAAACAGCUGAUUAGUACCGCGACUAUUAAUUUAGAUGUCUCAAAUAGGUUGGCGUAUUUUUGGCAGAAAAAUACACUUCAAUUUUUUUAUAAAAAAAAAUAAAAUGGCGGCAUGGGCUUAUUUCUAUCAAAAUAUAUAUGUAAGAACGUUGCUUUUGUAAAAUAUUUCUAUGAUAUUUAUAUUUCUUGCACCAUUUUUGAGAAAAGCACUAUAUAUGACUCGGCUGGAAGGCUACUUGCUGGCUUCGAAUUCAAUUAAACGGACUCCCAAGGUCGUCCGUUUAAAACGAAUCCUCAGCCUGCAAGUAGCUACUUCCGAGCCUCGACAAUAAUGUACUAUUGUUGAGUAUAUUAUUUCCAUUAAAAUUGUGGUAUGAUGAUCAGAAGCACAGGCUUUUGAACUGCAAUCAAUAUAUGAAGUGAUGUAAAUAAUAUAAUAUUUUAAUUACCAAA
Cydia fagiglandana is the source of this 2890-nucleotide messenger RNA. RefSeq names its product protein SYS1 homolog (gene Sys1). Gene Ontology annotation, biological process: protein localization to Golgi apparatus; Golgi to plasma membrane protein transport; Golgi to endosome transport. Lineage: Eukaryota; Metazoa; Arthropoda; Insecta; Lepidoptera; Tortricidae. The transcript is spliced from 3 exons. The coding region runs from base 170 to 658 and encodes 162 amino acids. Gene Ontology annotation, cellular component: trans-Golgi network; Golgi membrane. The record is from RefSeq and is a predicted model, not a curated record.